This is a messenger RNA of Pelmatolapia mariae (spotted tilapia), 1965 nucleotides long. It is a transcript of the gene hal, whose product is annotated as histidine ammonia-lyase. The record is from RefSeq and is a predicted model, not a curated record. Gene Ontology annotation, biological process: L-histidine catabolic process. Gene Ontology annotation, molecular function: histidine ammonia-lyase activity. The coding region runs from base 1 to 1965 and encodes 654 amino acids. Lineage: Eukaryota; Metazoa; Chordata; Actinopteri; Cichliformes; Cichlidae. The transcript is spliced from 20 exons. Gene Ontology annotation, cellular component: cytoplasm.
AUGCCUCGUUUUACUGUACACAUCCGAGAUGAAUGGCUGGCAGUGCCCUGCCGGGACACUUCCAAAACCAUCCAGUGGCUCGGACAGGAAGCGCUUAAACGUUACAUAAAGAACAAACCGGACAACGGCGGCAUCACGGCUGUGAAAGACACACGUUUUGUUGCGCGCAGGUGCCAGGGUUUGGGUCUGCUGGACGCGGAUGACACCAUCGAGGAUGUACUGGAGGAUAAUGACUUUGUCGAGCUUGCUAUUGAAGGAGAUACCAUGUCUCCUGACUUUAUUCCGUGUGAGCCGGGAGUUUCUCAUCUCACGGCAGCAUACAAAGAGCCUGAAGAGUAUAUUUCUUUGGAUGGCAACAGCCUGACGUCAACAGAUCUCAUCAACUUAGGCAGAGGACUCUACAAGAUAAAGCUGACUCCUGAGGCAGAAAGAAAGGUUGUGCAAUCCAGAGAGCUUUUGGACACCAUUGUCAAAGAAAACAAAGUUGUCUAUGGGAUCACAACGGGUUUUGGCAAAUUUGCCCGAACUGUCAUUCCUGUCAGCAAACUCAAGGAGCUCCAGGAAAACUUGGUGCGCUCACACUCAGCAGGUGUGGGGAACCCGUUAAGCCCAGAGAGGACCCGCAUGUUGCUCGCUUUGAGGAUCAAUGUUUUGGCCAAAGGGCACAGUGGUGUUUCUCUUGAAACCCUCCAGGCCAUGAUCCAGGCCUUUAACGCCUCCUGCCUCUCCUUUGUCCCUGAAAAGGGAACAGUAGGUGCUAGUGGUGACCUGGCACCCCUCUCUCACCUGGCCCUCGGACUCAUGGGAGAGGGAAAAAUGUGGUCUCCCACGAGCGGGUGGGCUGAUGCCAAAUACGUCCUGGAGGCACAUGGACUAAAGCCAAUAUCACUAAAACCUAAAGAGGGUCUGGCUCUGAUCAAUGGGACACAGAUGAUUACCUCUCUAGGGGCAGAGGCCGUGGAGCGAGCCCAGGCGAUUGCCCAGCAGGCAGAUAUUAUUGCUGCUCUCACCCUGGAGGUGCUAAAGGGAACCACCAAGGCCUUUGACAGUGACAUCCAUGCACUGCGGCCACAUCCGGGGCAAAUAGAGGUGGCUCAACGCUUCCGCUCACUGUUGGACUCUGAUCACCACCCAUCCCAGAUUGCAGAGAGCCACAGGUUCUGUGACAGAGUCCAGGAUGCCUACACCAUGCGGUGCUGUCCUCAGGUUCAUGGAAUUGCCAAUGACACAAUUGCAUUUGUCCAGAAUAUCAUCAACACAGAAAUCAACAGUGCCACUGACAACCCUAUGGUAUUUGCAGAAAGAGGUGAGACCAUUUCAGGUGGGAAUUUCCAUGGGGAGUACCCAGCUAAGGCUCUGGAUUUUUUAGCCAUUGCAGUCCACGAGCUGGCUUCAAUCAGCGAAAGGAGGAUCGAGAGGUUGUGCAACCCGUCUCUGAGUGAGCUGCCUGCCUUCCUCGUCAACGAGGGUGGACUCAACUCAGGCUUCAUGAUUGCCCACUGCACUGCAGCCGCCUUAGUUUCAGAAAACAAAGUUUUGUGUCACCCAUCGUCUGUGGACUCUUUGUCCACUAGUGCUGCCACGGAAGACCACGUGUCUAUGGGAGGAUGGGCUGCUAGGAAGGCCCUGAGGGUAAUAGAGCAUGUGGAGCAAGUCCUCGCUAUAGAGCUGCUGGCCGCAUGUCAGGGCAUCGAGUUCCUCCGCCCUCUCCGUACCACCACUCCACUGGAGAAGGUCUAUGAACUUGUUCGCAGCGUGGUCAAACCGUGGAUUAAAGACAGAUUCAUGUCGCCUGAUAUUGAAGCGGUUCACCGCCUGCUACUUGAUCAAAAGGUGUGGAAUGUGGCCAAACCUUACAUUGAGAAGUACCAGACAGAGUACAUCCCCGAGUCCCGCCCCGUCUCUCCCACUGCCUUUUCCCUGGACUCUCCGGCCUCCCCCAGGAAGCGUGUUCGCCAUGAAUGA